This is a messenger RNA of Triticum urartu, 1284 nucleotides long. Its product is annotated as Galactose oxidase/kelch repeat superfamily protein. Gene Ontology annotation, cellular component: nucleus; cytosol. Lineage: Eukaryota; Viridiplantae; Streptophyta; Magnoliopsida; Poales; Poaceae. The record is from RefSeq and is a predicted model, not a curated record. Gene Ontology annotation, biological process: nitrile biosynthetic process. Gene Ontology annotation, molecular function: enzyme regulator activity; protein binding.
GGGAUGGCACCAUUCAUGCCCCUCGACCAGCUUAUAACAAGUGACCCCAAUCAUCACUUUCCCCCACACACAAAGGCACAGUAGAGAAGCUCCAGAUUCAGGUUCAGCUUCUCCAUAGCAAUGGCUGGCACCGGCAGCACCUGGCUCCUGCUGGAGCAGAAGGGAGCUGGGCCGGGAGCAAGGAGCUCCCACGCGAUCACGCUCGUCGGCGGCACGGCCUACUCCUUCGGCGGCGAGUUCACGCCGCGCCUGCCCGUGGACAACACCAUGUACGCCUUCGACCUCAAGGCCCAGUCCUGGUCCGCCCUCGACGCGGCCGGCGAGGUGCCCCCGCCGCGCGUCGGCGUCACCAUGGCCUCCGUCGGCGCCACGGUGUUCGUCUUCGGCGGCCGCGACAAGGACCACACGGAGCUCAACGAGCUCUACUCCUUCGACACGGCCACCAGCACCUGGACCCUGCUCUCCUCCGGCGACCACGGCCCGCCGCACCGGAGCUACCACUCCAUGGUGGCCGACGGCGAGGGGAGCCGCGUGUACGUCUUCGGCGGCUGCGGCAACGCCGGCAGGCUGAACGACCUGUGGGCCUACGACGUCGCCGCCGGGCGCUGGGAGGAGCUGCCUUCGCCGGGGACGGCCUGCCCUCCCCGCGGCGGGCCCGGGCUGGCGUUCGCCGGCGGGAAGGUGUGGGUGGUGUACGGGUUCUCCGGGGACGCGGAGCUCGACGACGUGCACUCCUACGACCCGGCCACCGGCGAGUGGGCCGUGGUCGACACCACCGGCGACAAGCCCACCCCGCGGAGCGUGCUCUGCGCCGCCGGGGUCGGGAAGCACGUGGUGGUGUUCGGCGGCGAGGUGGACCCCAGCGAUCUCGGCCACCUCGGCGCCGGCAAAUUCUCCGCCGAGGCCUUCGUGCUAAACACCGACACCGGCGCGUGGACCAGGCUGGAUGACGCCGGGUCUGGCCACCACCCCGGUCCUCGGGGUUGGUGCGCGUUCUCGGCGGGGGCGCUUGACGGCCGGCGAGGCAUGCUUGUCUACGGCGGCAACUCGCCGACGAACGACCGGCUUGGCGACAUGUUCCUCUUCACUCCGCUUCUAGCUUGAGCCAGCAGGCCAGCUAGGCGGUGCCCGCAGCUCUGUGUGCAAUUGGAAUUGUCUGUGACGAACUUGCUGCUGUGUGUCAUAGUAGAUGAUUUGCAUCUUGUGUUUACGUUGUGUAUGUAAUAAAUGAAGAAUAAUAUGGAGUACUACUCGUAGUAGUAAUGAUGAAUUGGGUGUUUUACA